AUGCCUCUUUCAACCAACGAAGCCACCAAUGAAACCGCAGCCAAGUUGAUCACCACGCUCCGCGGUGCUUUCAGCACCCCGGCCAGCUUCCGGCCCGCUCACGCACGGGGCAUCCUUGUCUCUGGCACUUUUACACCAUCGUCCACUGCUGCCUCCCUGUCCUCCGCAUAUCAUUUCAACAACACUACCCCCGUUACAUCCCGUUUCAGCAACAGCACCGGCAUUCAUAUGAUCCCUGAUAACGAUGCCAACGCCAAUCCUCGAGGCUUCGCAACCCGUUUCCACCUUCCCAAUGCUCCUGACGGCAAACGUUCGCACACCGACAUCAUUGCUCACAGCACAAAGUUCUUCCCUGUUCGCACCGGUGAGCUCUUCCUCGAAAUGCUGGGUGCCAUUGGAAGCGGGACAAUCCAAGACUUUCUGACCACACACCCUUCUGCCGCCGCCUUUGUCCAAGACCCCAAGCCCAGCCCAGUCAGCUUCGGCACGGAGAAGUACUUUGGCGUCAACGCGUUCAAAUUGAUCAACAAGGAUGGCAAGGAGACCUUUGUGCGGUACCGCAUCACGCCUGAUGCUGGAGAGGCUCAUCUGUCCGAUGCGGAAGCCAAGGGCAAGGAUGCUGCGUAUCUGCAUAAUGAGAUACAGACCAGAAUCGCGGAUGGGCCAGUAAGCUUCAAGUUGCUGGCGCAGAUUGCACAGGCUGGGGAUGUGACCGAUGAUGCCACUAUUCAUUGGCCCAAUGACAGGGAGAUCGUAGAGCUGGGGACCAUCAAGAUUGAGAGUGUCGUGCAGGACAACGACGAAGAGCAGAGAAAGUUGAUCUUUGAUCCAAUUCCGAGGGUUGAAGGUGUGGCCGCCAGCGACGAUCCGUUACUUGAUAUGCGGGCUAGCAUAUACUUGCAAAGUGGAAAAGACCGAAGAAGCCACCCUUACGAGAAAUGA
Molecule: messenger RNA, 942 nt
Organism: Cyphellophora europaea CBS 101466
Lineage: Eukaryota; Fungi; Ascomycota; Eurotiomycetes; Chaetothyriales; Cyphellophoraceae
Exons: 1
Coding region: 1-942 (313 amino acids)
Biological process (GO): response to hydrogen peroxide; hydrogen peroxide catabolic process
Cellular component (GO): mitochondrion; cytoplasm; peroxisome
Molecular function (GO): catalase activity; heme binding
Source: RefSeq, a predicted model, not a curated record